AUGAUCUGGGAGCUUGGUACAUUAAGUCUUGGGCCAGUGAAAGCCUUCAAUAUAAUGAGACAAAGAUACGGAGGUUUUGAAAAUGUUGGCGCAACUAAAGACGACUGCAAGAAUUUUAGAGCUAGGAUACAUAGCUAUAUAGGAGAGUAUGAUGCAGAUAUGGUUAUCAAUAGGUUGACCGAUAAAAAGCAGGUUAUGGCUGAUUAUUCAUUUGUACAUUCAGUCGAUGAAAACAAACGACUAACUGGCCUGUAUAAAAUGGUGUUUGUACCCUUUACUGGUAUUGAUAACCACUAUCGGAAUGUGAUGCUUGGAGCUGGGUUGCUAGCAUCCGAAAGCAUUGAAUCAUACAAAUGGCUGUUACAAUCAUUUUUGAACUCAUUUGGUAAGCAGCCGAAGGUGGUCAUCACUGAUCAGGACCCGGCGAUGAAACAAGCUAUCGAGGCAGUGUUCGAUAAGAGUAGGCACAGAUUAUGUAUGUGGCACAUAAUGAAGAAAGUUGCCAAUAAGGUGGGACAUGAGUUGUGUAACAACGAAGACUUCAAAAGACGUAUGUGUGACAUUGUAUGGACUGAUUCGAUUGCGCCAGAAACGUUUGAGAGAGAAUGGAAACUGAUAAUGAUUGAAUUCGGUCAAACCGAGAAUAAAUGGAUUGACGAUAUGUUUGGCAUGAGAUCUUCGUGGAUUCCACCUUUCUAUCGUUAUGAGCCUAUGUCUGGGCUCAUGCGGACCACCUCCAGAUCAGAGAGCGAAAACCAUUUUUUCUGUCAGGUGUCAAAUUCUCAACUUACCCUUGUUGAGUUUUUUAACCAUUUUGAUGGUGCAAUGGACGUGCAAAGAUUCAACCAUCGGAAAAAUGACCAUAUUUCUAGAAAUACAACCCUAGAUAACUGGUAG
Messenger RNA from Helianthus annuus (common sunflower), 897 nucleotides. Its product is annotated as protein FAR1-RELATED SEQUENCE 5-like. NCBI's taxonomy places the organism in Eukaryota, Viridiplantae, Streptophyta, Magnoliopsida, Asterales, Asteraceae. The record is from RefSeq and is a predicted model, not a curated record. The transcript is spliced from 4 exons. Bases 1 to 897 code for a protein of 298 amino acids. Gene Ontology annotation, biological process: regulation of DNA-templated transcription.